Molecule: messenger RNA, 3256 nt
Organism: Folsomia candida
Lineage: Eukaryota; Metazoa; Arthropoda; Collembola; Entomobryomorpha; Isotomidae
Product: altered inheritance of mitochondria protein 44
Exons: 8
Coding region: 265-2349 (694 amino acids)
Source: RefSeq, a predicted model, not a curated record
GACUACAACCCAAGGACCCUCUAUUGUCGUCAACUCAAAAGUGAAAAGUGAAAAUUGCCAUCUGAAUUUUUUCAGUCAUCAUUAAUUUAAUUUACUUGGCGUGAUUAUCUAUUUCUAAGCGGAAGCAGGACCCUAUUCUUGUCUAAAUUAUGUCGUCCUGAGUGAGGGUGGAUAACCUGCUGAGCUACAUCACCAGUCACCAAAGUUGGAAAAGACCAAGACCAGGUAGGAAAGUUGAUUAGUCUUUCUUUCGCCGUUCUGAGGAUGACUUCAAGCCGUGGAGCGAUGACCUCACCUACGCCCUGCUCCACACAAGAAUUAUGUCUUUACUGCGAUGCCCUGUGCACCUCGGCGUCCUCCUCACACUCGCCCAGCAUCAAGCACGCGACGAUGAAAAUAUUCGGAGACCUUCACAUCUCCGCCACAGACUUCCGCUAUGUCGAGAACGUUGGAGGACUCACCUUUUGCGAGCGGUGUGCCCAAGUUGUGCGGGAGGUGAGCGGACUAAUCCAACAGAUUCAAAAAUAUCAAAUCCUACUCCAGUCGAAAGUCGAGCUUUUGGGUAGUUUUGUCCGUGAUGGGGCGAGUGACAGUUUGACGACAAAGUCACUGCCAGUUUCGAGCAGCAGUCGCACCGCGGCGAAGAGGAAUGUAGUCUGGGAGAAGUUUAGGGAACCCGUCAUUCGGAGAUACAACUUGGGUCUCCUCCCGAAUUUCUGUGUGCAUAUAAAAUUGGAAAAUUACGACCACCUCCUUCCCCCCGGAUGUGGUCGUACAGGACGGUUGAAACGAUGUCGAAACGUGUCGCAGAGUCAAAAUUUAACGCCGCCGAUGAGCAAGAGACCUCGUCGAGAGUUGUCUGCUACUACUGGGAAAGUGACAUCGUUGCCAAAGAAGAGGCGUCCGAGGAUGAGUAAGACGAAAAGGGCGAGAAAACCACUGACCGAGAUGGCUGUGAAGUCCAAGAAGGGCGCAAAAGCCGCCAGUCCGCCCUCAUCGCCCAAAAGGAAGGUGCCACUCUGGAAGAUUAAAUCGAAGGCUGCCAUCGCACCGCUGCCCACCAAACGGAAGGCCGUCAAAAGGAAGCAAGCCGUGGUGGUCGAGCCGAAAGGAGCUGCUAGUGAUGCCAAGAAGGAUAAAUUAACGCAGUUAUCCGUGCAACCGGUGGUCUUGAUUGAUAGAGUAAAAAUAGAAGACCAGAUGAAGAAGGAGAAGCAGCCCUCCUCCAGAAAGUCCAUUCCUGGAGGAGCAUCCUCAAAAAACCCGUCUCCCAAGAAGAAGAACGAUUCUUCAUCGCCAGCCGUGACGGUUGAUAUGAAGGUCAAGCCCUGGAAUUGGUUGUCGGAAUACGUCCCUCCACAAAGGACGGCUGGAGAGAAAAAGUUGAGCUACACGAACCAGUGCAACGACGACGACGACGCGGAGGGAGCUGCCAGUUCUGGAAAUUCUUCCCACGAAUCCCUCUUCAUCCCUGUCAAGAAGAAAGAUAAAGUCAAGAAGGAGCCGAAAGAGGAACCAAAUUCUCCAGUCAAGACUUCCGGGACGAACGAGACUCCAAAAUUAAUUGUCGACGACAAGGACUCUGCGAGUCGAGAGGAUGCUACCAGCUAUGCCCAAACCGAUUUAAACAAAGUUGAGAAGUUGGCAUCGUCGAAGGAUUCUUCUUCCGUCAUCGCUCUAGAGUUGAUCGAAAGGCGGCGAACCUGUCCCAAAAUUACCAGUCCACUCAAAAACCGAGUGAGGGUGUCGAUUUCUUUCACCUCUUCAUCCACGGGCACGAGUCACAAGAGAUCUGUCCUCGCCAUGACGGACGACGACGAUGAUGAUGAUGACCUCAUUGCCGUGGAUGAUGUCAAACCGCGCGAGGAGGAGGAGGAUGAGGAAGACGAGGUGCAGGAGUGUGAGAGUUCAGAAUCUGAAGAUGACGAGAGGGUUGAAGGUGAAGAUGACCUCAUUGGCCGGGGGCCCAGGGUAGAAGAACAUGAACACAAUUUCGAGCAACUAAUGGACGAUGUGCAAGACUGGAUUGAUUUAAUUCCCCCCACUCCCGAGCCCGAAAAGCUGUACAGCUUGCUGCAGGACGUUUCCGAUGAAAUUUCUCCGAUCCCUUACGACAUUGGGAUCAUCCAUUUGAAACCUCCCGUUCGUCUCGAUGCCGUCAUCCCGUCCAAUCUUAUUUCUGAAGUGACAAAUGCCGUCAAAAUCAAACCAGAAGUUGACGACGAUGACGACGACGACGUGCAGAUAAUCACUUAUUGUACUAAUCAGUCCUCAGCGGUGGCGGCGGCGGCGACGGCGACGGCGACUAAUCCGGCAAAUAAGGAAAAGGUGGUGCUAUGCGUGUCAUAAUGGGUCCCGAAAUUUCUAUUUUUAAUUAAAUCUUAUUCAUGAAAUCUCAGCCAAACUACUGAACAAAUGAGGGAACAAUGAGAAACCAAAAAUUGAUUAGUCACUCGGUUCCAACCAUUCCAGAAGUUUAUGUUUAGGGUUAACCCUAUUCGUUAAUUAUUAUUAUUAAUUAAUUAAUUAUAACUAUUCCUAUUAGUUAAUGAAUUUGUUGCAUGCAUGAGUUUUUCCACGAGUGGAAAAUUAAGAGAGAAGGUUCCAAUUUGUUAAUAUUUUUCAGUAAUUUCUUCAUCCCCGGCCUGUGCAGUAUUUACAUACAAAGAGAGAAUUAAUCAUGGUCAAAAACUAAAAUUCUUGUCAAUCGGUAUAAGUUGUAAUACUAAAUGUUAAUUUGUAAGUAGGUUAAUUAAUUAAAUUUAUCCGUUAUAUCGAUGUUAUUAAUCGGUUAUUUUUAAAUGUUACCUUUGAUUUCUUACUGUUUCUGUACAAUCAAGAAAACUAUAUAAAUGUUGUGAUCAUUCAUAAAAGUCUCAAAAUUAGUUAUAAAAAAGAGUGUGAAAUUUAAUUAUUAAUUAAACUUGCGAGACAAUAUUAAUGAUCUGAAAGGCUGCUCAGCAAGCAAGAUUCAUUCAUAAACAUGGAUCAUUUUUAUUUUGUCGCUAUUUAAUUUAUCAAGAACAAAAUUUAAUGAAAUUCUUGGAAAUGUUUGUGUGAGACUUUUUGUCAAAAAGUCAGAGGAUACUGAGUUUUGGAUAUCAUACAUAACUCGAGGAGAUAAGGUGCAAAUGCGUCGCUAUUUUUUUAUCCAUAUUAUUAUGAACUUAUGGUGUGUAUUUGACUAAAUUUGAAUCUGGAUGUUGUAAUACAGUUGUUGCAAAUUGAGUAAAAAAACUUGUGAUAAAAAUAUAAA